AUGAGACAAUCGGAUGACCUCAUCACCUCAACGCCUGCCGUGCUGUGGGAUGUUGUUUCUGCUCCAGCCUCUGUCCUGCGACGACCUAUGUCCCCCUCCGUCGACUACAACGGCGGCAUCCUCAGACCCAACCCGAACAGCAACGACGAUCCAGCACCAACAGCCGCCUCCCACUCUGUACACAACGAUGAACGGCCUACGAGCACUCGCCGGCCGUCCACGAGGGCGUCCCAGGGAGGAAGAGGAGACCACCGCUGUUGCGGCAUCGUCGCCGAGUCCGCCCGGGCUGCACGACAGCGGAGAUACGCGCGGCAGAAGAAGCAGCCCUGGAUCGUGCUCAAGUUGGCCGUGUUCAUAACCGUGGGCAUCAUGGUGUAUGCGUGCUACGUAUACAUUGGAAGGUUCUGCGUUCCUAUGAUACAUCGGAGUUCCGGAGCGUUAGGCUCGAGGUCCGAAGGAAUUGCGUUUCUCGUCGUUGUAUGCCCGCUCGCGAUUAUGAUGUUCUGGAGCUACGCAAUGGUCGUGUUCACACCGCCAGGCCAGGCCCGCAAAGUCGUGGAGAAGUCGACGCCGCCUUUUGACCUGCCCCCGGAAGACUCUUGGCACACAUAUGAAGAAGAAGACGGCACCGCGGCGGACGAAGAACGCACCCGCGGCCGCUCGUACGAGCAGAUGUCUCGCCAGCCAACCCGAUCUUCCAUCCCCCACCCCCAGCCCUCCCACACCCGCCAGCUCUCACACUCACACACCCAAAGCCUCACCAGCGAUCACACUCUCAUGGAUCCCUCCGCGCAACAUGUCACGCCCGAGAAGCGCAUGGGCAGCCCGCCUCCUCCGCCCUCCGACCCCAACGCGGGCGUGCUGCACGCUAUACCCGCCGUGGCCUCGCAAGCGGCCCAAACCCAGACGCUAUCUCCGCCUCCGCCUGCCCACACGCCUGGAUCCAGGCAGGUCCAGCACCAAUACCACUAUCCCCGGUCGCAGGGGCCGUCGAACUCUGGAAGCUAUAGCUAUCGACAACCGCCGCUUCCCGGCACUUAUAGCCGCCAACCGAGUGAUAGGCCUGUCCUUCUGCCAGAGUUCAGAUACUGCCAGCGAGACGGCCUGAUCAAGCCCUAUCGCGCUCAUCAUUGUCGGCUCUGCGGAACGUGCAUUCUCCGCUAUGACCACCACUGCCCCUGGAUAGGCCAGUGCGUCGGCGCCUUCAAUCACAAGUUUUUCCUCGUCUUCCUCCUUUGGGCCCUUCUGUUCUGUUUGUGGGUGUUCAGUACCCUCCUGGGUAUGAACGUGCGACACGGUGACGAGAACGAUUCGAACGUGGACGCGCAGCACAUCGUCAUCAUCGCGUUAUCUGCGCUAUUCUCGCUCUUCACCUCAACUUUACUCGUAUCGCACACGCGGCUCAUACUGCUCAAUAUGACGACCGUGGAGCAGCUGAUGGCGCACUCGAUGCACGAGCGGGAACGCGAGGGGCUGAACAUGAUGUACGCCUGCUGGGAGUUCCGGGCGAAGAGACGAACGAAGCGGCAAUGGGACGAAGAGUGGGGCAGGAUUGGCCGCGAAGGCAACCUCUGGUGGCUCGGCAGCAUGCGGGCAAACUGGGAGAGCGUCAUGGGACCCAGGCCUCUAUUCUGGUUCUUACCCGUGGGCAGGCCGACGUACGACGGCAUGAACUUCCCGACGAACCCAAGGUUUGACGCGGAGGGCAGGUGGCGCCCGCGAAAGGAAUGGCCCCCAGAGCUUCGAUAGCGAAGGUGCCCUUCGGUCCUCGCGUUUCUCAUCUCCGGUGAUCUAGUGGACUGUGUACGAUUAUUGUUUUGAACAAGUUCCUGUCCGCCGCCUGCAGGCUGCAUGCGGGACGGACGGUGAUACGUUUGCG
This is a messenger RNA of Punctularia strigosozonata HHB-11173 SS5, 1879 nucleotides long. Its product is annotated as zf-DHHC-domain-containing protein. The transcript has 8 exons. Lineage: Eukaryota; Fungi; Basidiomycota; Agaricomycetes; Corticiales; Punctulariaceae. The record is from RefSeq and is a predicted model, not a curated record. Bases 1 to 1749 code for a protein of 582 amino acids. Gene Ontology annotation, biological process: peptidyl-L-cysteine S-palmitoylation; protein targeting to membrane. Gene Ontology annotation, cellular component: Golgi apparatus; endoplasmic reticulum. Gene Ontology annotation, molecular function: protein-cysteine S-palmitoyltransferase activity.